This is a messenger RNA of Spodoptera littoralis (African cotton leafworm), 1963 nucleotides long. The record is from the annotation of a GenBank genome assembly. NCBI's taxonomy places the organism in Eukaryota, Metazoa, Arthropoda, Insecta, Lepidoptera, Noctuidae.
UGACAGAUAGUGACAACACGUCGAAAAUGGCUGACUCUGGCCCGAGUAAAACCGAUAUUGAAGCAAUUUUUCAAAGAUUACGUUCGAUUCCUUCGAAUAAAGUAUGUUUCGACUGCAACGCAAAGAAUCCUACGUGGUCGUCGGUGACGUACGGGGUGUUCAUCUGCCUCGACUGCUCGGCAGUGCACCGCAGCCUCGGCGUGCACCUCACAUUCGUACGCUCUACACAGCUGGACACCAACUGGACAUGGAAACAGCUCCGGAACAUGCAGCUUGGCGGGAAUGUGAAUGCUACCCAGUUUUUCCGCACACAUGGACUCUCCACAGAAGAUGCUCGUCAGAAGUACAGUUCUCGUGUUGCACAGAUGUACCGUGACAAGUUGAGCGCCAUGUCUGAACAAGCUAUGAAGACAUAUGGGACCAAGGUUUGGGUGGGGGGCGCAGUCGGAGGCGAGAUAAGUUCCCAGGCGCGGCUGUGGGCCCCCGCGGGGCCGGCGCCCGCGCAGCCCGCCCGCAAGGGACCCGCCAAGCGGACCGGGUUGGGUGCGCGUAAAGGCGGGCUCGGCGCCACCAAGGUGGCCGCGAACUUCGAGGACAUCGAGCGCGAGGCCAUCAUGGCGGAGAAGCUGAAGGCGGAGGCGGCGGCCAGCGGCGCCAGCGGGGGCGCCGGCGGCGGCGCCACGCUGGAGAGCGUGGAGCAGGAGGUGGCGUCGCUGCGGCUGGCGUACGGCGGGCCGGGCGCCGGGCUGGGCGCCGGCCCGGGCGCCGGCGCCGCGCGCCCGAACGCCGACCGACUCGGCAUCGCCAGCGCCACGGCCGCCACGCGCGCCGGAGUGUCCCACUCGGCCACGUCGGACAUGACGCUCAUAGAGCAGGAGGACGCGCCCACUGCGCGUGCGCAGCUCGACGACAUCGACGACUUCACUUCUUCCUUUACCAUGAUCAGAAACGAGCCAUACGGCAACAGUCGCAACUUGGACAAACUGUUCGGUGACAGCGACCGCAAGUGUUCCUCGUACGACAACCUGGGCGGGGGCGGAGUCACGCGCAUCUCUCCCGAGCCGGCCCGGCCCGUGCACACCAUGUUCGGGGGCGCCGCCCCCAGCGCCGCGGGGCCCGACGGGGGCGCCGCCCCCGCCGCCUCCCGCAGCCGGCCUCGCCGCGCGGAGCCCGAGGACGACUCCGCUGUCAAGAAGUUCGGCUCCGCCAAGGCCAUCAGCUCCGCACAGUUCUUUGGAGAGCAGGAAUCCCGCUGGGAGCGCGACUCCAACCUGUCGCGGUUCCAGGGCAGCAACAGCAUCUCGUCCGCCGAGUACUUCGGGGGCGCGGGGGGCGCGGGCGCAGGCGCGGGGGCGCGGGGCGCGCGCGCCUUCAGCGUGGGCGCGCCGGACCUGGACGACGUACGCGAGUCGGUGCGCGCGGGCGUGACGCGCGUGGCGGGACGCCUGUCGUCGCUGGCCAACGGCGUCGUGUCCUCCAUACAGGAGCGCUACGGCUACUGAGCGUCCGCCGCGGGGCCCCUGUCGUCGCUGGCCAACGGCGUCGUGUCCUCCAUACAGGAGCGCUACGGCUACUGAGCGUCCGCCGCGGGGCCCCUGUCGUCGCUGGCCAACGGCGGCGUGUCCUCCAUACAGGAGCGCUACGGCUACUGAGCGUCCGCCGCGGGGCCCCUGUCGUCGCUGGCCAACGGCGGCGUGUCCUCCAUACAGGAGCGCUACGGCUACUGAGCGCCCGCCGCGGGGCCCCUGUCGUCGCUGGCCAACGGCGGCGUGUCCUCCAUACAGGAGCGCUACGGCUACUGAGCGUCCGCCGCGGGGCGCCUGUCGUCGCUGGCCAACGGCGACGUGUCCUCCAUACAGGAGCGCUACGGCUACUGAGCGUCCGCCGCGGGGCGCCUGUCGUCGCUGGCCAACGGCGACGUGUCCUCCAUACAGGAGCGCUACGGCUACUGAGCGUCCGCCGC